UUUCUACUGUCCGCAUGUAGACCCUCCUCCACACUGAUUUGAGAGGCAAAGCUCAGACAUGUUUCAAACCUCACAACUUGCCGUUUAUUUCUUUAGUCAUUUGUGUUUAUGUUAAUGGUUCAAAGUAGCAGGUUGUUUGGAAGGUUCACAGUUCGGUCGUGUCGCGUGUCCGCCGCGGGUUCAUGCAGGAGUCUGAGAGAGACACGCGCUGAAGCAGCAGCUCCUCUUUGUCAUGGACUUCCCACCAAGCAAGAGACUGAAAAGCCAUCAGGUCACAGCUGAGCCCGACCCGUUUGACGAUGACAUCGAUUUCACGCAGGAUGACCUGGAGCAGAUUGACAUCAUCGCGUCCCAGGCCAUCACCGGAGAUGGCCAGAACAGCGGGUCGAAGAGGCCGUUCGGUUCGGUGUUCACGUCCGCUGAUGAGCGAAGAGAAGCACCUGUGAGAUCCGGACGGAAAACAUUCGCCAUCGGAGACGGCAGCAGCAGCAUCAACACCUGUAACAACAGAGAACCUCACAGAAAAGAUGCGUUGGAUGGGCAUUCCAGUAAAGAUGGAGAAGACCUGCACUUCAAGCAGUUAGAGCAACAGCAAGCAGACCUGAAGAAAAAGCUGAAGGAGGUAGAGGAGGAGAUCCUGAUGAAGAACGGAGAGAUCCGAGUCUUGCGGGACUCCCUGAAACUGGCCAAUCAGGAGAAGGAGCAGCAGCGGCAGACCCAGCUCGCCCUGGAGAAGGAGAAAGCUGACGCUCAGAGCGAACGCGAGAAGGAGCUGUCCAGGAAGGUGCAGUCGCUGCAGUCAGAGUUGCACUUUAAAGAAGCCGAGAUGAAUGAAAUGAGAGGGAAACUUCAGAGCAUCGAGCGCGGAGGAAAGCAGCCCGCCACUCCUGCACGAAACAUUCUUCAGUCUCCUGCGAGUCGAGUGUUCAUGACUAAAGAAACGUUUGCAGCCGAAUUCUCCAAGAAAACAUCUCCUGUCCAAAAAGCCAUUUUGAUAGAGGAUGGUGAACCAGCUCAGUCCAAACGUUCCCUCACAGAAGAGCCACGAUCGGAGCAGGAGGGGUGUGUGUUACUGAACCUGCUGCUGCAGCAGCCGCUGGAUCCCAGCUCUUUGGGUCUGUGUCACCUGCUGUCCAUCAGUCCUGACGCUCUGCCAAACGUCCUGUCACAGCACGGCUACGUCAGCCCGGGAUCGUUGACCACUUCCAGCUCGUCCUCCACAGAGUUCAGAUCUUUUCAUCGUCCUCAAUCUCGAUUUCACCAGCUGCAAAAUCUGGCCAUGUCCGCUCUGACCGCAUUAGCUCUCCAUGGCCCCGACAGUGUCCCACAGAACCCAGACGCUGCUCUCCAGCGCACCCGGCGCUCCUGUCCCGCCGCGGCGCACUUCCUCCCCCUGCUCAGCUUCCACAUCAGCACAUACUGUCAGUCUCUGGAGACGGUGGAGAGCUCGGCCAAGUCCUCGCUCCACAGCAGCUCACUGUCCGGCUCGUCUGACUGCAGCCUGGCCUCGAGUCUGGAGGAGUCUCUCAGCGGUCAGGAGGAGUUCGCCCUGGCCGCUCUCAAAGCGCUCUAUCACAUAGUGUGCUACAGCAGCGAGGCUCUGGACGUGCUCCUGUGCCCUCAGGAGGACGUGAAGCAGCCGCAGGGAUCGAGAACGCUCCUCAGCGCCUCUGAACAUCUGAACGGGGACCCGCAGACCCCGCUGUCUCUGCUCAGGAGGGUCCUACAGCUGGCAGAUCCUGCGUUCAUUACGGCCGCGGGCCAGAGGGAGGCGCUGGUGAGCACGUGUUUGAAGACCCUCAGUGUUCUGGCCGAGAGAGCGCGGGACCACCAGCUCUCCAGACUCCAGGUGGUGAUGUCGAGUCAAGUGUUGCCUAAAUGUCUGACUCCGGAGACGUCGUUCAGAAUAGUGCGUCUGUCUGUGAGAUGUCUGUCGUUUCUCAUCUACAAUGAAGACAUGGCUGCUAAACUCUGCUCACACGAAUAUCCGUGUCCUUUUCUCAAAAUGUUCCAGUACGUCACAUCUAGACCGGACAGAUCCGCUUCUGAGGACGUGUGGAGUCGCUUAGAACUGGAGGUCAUCCGGUUGUUAACCAAACUGUUCACACAGAAGACCGGGACAUGGGCGGCGUUGUGUGAAUCCUCCUGCCAGUGUGUAAAUGAGGUGGUGCGGACGGUCGUUGUGGUUCUACACAGACAAUGGCUGAAGACAAAAGGCAGAGGAAGUCAAACAGUGGGUGGUCGGAGCUGGAGGUGUCCUGGGUUGCAGGUACUGCGAGAAGCUCUGAUGUUACUGCACUGGCUGCUGAUGAAGGACUCGUCGUUUUCCGAACACUGUCUGGAAGUCCUGCACAUGUACGAUCAGGUCGUUCCCGCCAUCAGAGACACGUUCCGGCUGGUCCCAGAUCUGUCCGAGAGCGAAGAACUGGCUCUGGAGGAGAUCUGCCGAUCGGAAACGGAGUACGUUGAAGACAUGGAUAUGGAAACCGGGUCGUGAUGAGCAAACAUGAAGUCAAGUUUUGUAACUAAUGAUAUUUAGUGCAUAUCUUGAAAUUUGUCUGCUCAGAAACAUUCCGUGUGUCCUCAGAUUUCGUCAUACUUUUAAAAGACUGUGAGCACCAAUGAUCCGAAUUAAAGAAUUAAUUCUA
Molecule: messenger RNA, 2648 nt
Organism: Carassius auratus (goldfish)
Lineage: Eukaryota; Metazoa; Chordata; Actinopteri; Cypriniformes; Cyprinidae
Product: ATR-interacting protein
Exons: 14
Coding region: 233-2497 (754 amino acids)
Biological process (GO): DNA repair; DNA damage checkpoint signaling
Source: RefSeq, a predicted model, not a curated record